AUGGGAAUCGCCAUGGCGUCAAACCUUCAAAAAUAUCUUCAUGACCAAAGUCUCCCACCAUUGCGAGUCUGGAAUCGCACUUCCUCCAAGGGAGACGCCGUGGCGAGUCUCGGUGGAGUUCAGUGUGAUACCAUUGGCACCCUUGUCAAGGACUGUGAUAUAAUCUUCAUAUCGACUAGCAACGAUGAUGCACUCCACAGUAUCGUGACAGAAAUUAUGUCCGCUAAAAACCUGACCAACAAGGUGUUUGUUGAUACGACAAGUGUCCACCCAAACACAAGCAAGGAUGUUGCUAGUAAGCUGGCAAAAGAAAAUGCCUCUCUGGUCUCUGGACCUGUAUUCGGCUCUGGCCCGAUGGCUGCAGAGAGAAAGAUCUUGAUGGUUGCUGCCGGUGCCCCAUCCUCUAUACAGCGAAUUUCCCCUUACAUCAAAGGCGUGAUAGCGCGUGAUAUGCUUGAAGUAGCAGAGCACCCGCAAGAUGCAUCUUUGCUAAAGAUUAUCGGGAAUUUCCUCGUGGGAGGCUUGACAGAGAUAGUCGGCGAAGCUCAUGUCUUCGCCGAGAAGAGUGGGUUGGGCUGUGAAAUAGUUGAGAAGCUGUUGGAGGCCCAAUUCGGACCUCUGCCGACCAUGAUUUCCAAGCGGUUGACCCAGGGGGUAUACAUGCCGCCCAAAGAGGAACAAUCGAUAUUAACAGGCACACCUCCAUGGUCAAAUCUGGAUCUCGCCCUGAAAGAUGCUAGUCACGCUGUUGACUGUGCUGAAGCUGCGGGAGCAAAAUUGCCAGUGGGCGAAGUCAUAAAGGACCACCUUCAGCGUGCCAAGAUUUUCUCUCAAGAGCAGGAUAGGGAGCUGGACGCGGCGGCUUCGUAUGGCAUCAUCAGAUGCGAUGCAGGUCUGGAAUUUGGGAAUGACUUGAUCAAGAAGAGGGAUGCAUAG
Penicillium verhagenii is the source of this 936-nucleotide messenger RNA. RefSeq names its product NAD(P)-dependent oxidoreductase. Lineage: Eukaryota; Fungi; Ascomycota; Eurotiomycetes; Eurotiales; Aspergillaceae. The coding region runs from base 1 to 936 and encodes 311 amino acids. The transcript has 5 exons. The record is from RefSeq and is a predicted model, not a curated record. Gene Ontology annotation, molecular function: NAD binding; oxidoreductase activity, acting on the CH-OH group of donors, NAD or NADP as acceptor; NADP binding.